Messenger RNA from Euleptes europaea (tarantolino), 1707 nucleotides. It is a transcript of the gene THRB, whose product is annotated as thyroid hormone receptor beta. Gene Ontology annotation, biological process: positive regulation of transcription by RNA polymerase II; negative regulation of transcription by RNA polymerase II; thyroid hormone receptor signaling pathway. NCBI's taxonomy places the organism in Eukaryota, Metazoa, Chordata, Lepidosauria, Squamata, Sphaerodactylidae. The record is from RefSeq and is a predicted model, not a curated record. The coding region runs from base 88 to 1518 and encodes 476 amino acids. Gene Ontology annotation, molecular function: nuclear receptor activity; RNA polymerase II cis-regulatory region sequence-specific DNA binding; zinc ion binding. The transcript has 7 exons.
UUUGCCCAAUCCAUGUGUAUGCAUGUUACCGUGUAUAUUCAUGUUAGUGUGUAUGUGUAUAUGUAGAGACUGAGACAGGAUAACAAAAUGAACUAUUGUAUGCAGGAAAUAUACGAAGCUCACCCAGCAGCUGCCAGCAGCAACUGCUACAUGCAGUCCACUGAUUAUUGCACCUAUAUCGAAGACAGUCAGAGUUACGGUUGUGAUGCCCAGGUCCUGCACAGUAAUAACAUAUAUAUGGAACAGGCCUGGGCGGUGAAUCAGCCUUAUACCUGUAGUUACCCUGGAAACGUUUUUAAAAGCGAGUACUCUGACAUGGACAUGGCCCUGCAUCAGUACAGCCAACCUGAAUAUUUCACUGAAGAAAAGCCUACUUUUUCUCAAGGGCAGUCACCAUCGUACUCUCAGAAGAAAGGGUACAUACCCAGCUACCUAGACAAGGACGAGCUAUGUGUUGUGUGUGGUGACAAAGCCACUGGGUAUCACUAUCGCUGCAUCACUUGCGAAGGUUGCAAGGGGUUUUUCCGAAGAACUAUUCAGAAAAAUCUUCACCCAACCUACUCUUGUAAAUAUGAAGGAAAAUGUGUGAUAGACAAAGUCACAAGAAACCAGUGCCAGGAAUGUCGCUUCAAAAAAUGCAUCUAUGUUGGCAUGGCAACAGAUUUGGUGUUGGAUGACAGCAAGCGAUUAGCGAAACGAAAACUGAUAGAGGAAAAUCGAGAGAAGAGACGUCGGGAAGAGCUGCAGAAAACAAUUGGGAUAAAACCUGAACCAACAGAUGAAGAAUGGGAGCUUAUCAAAAUUGUUACUGAAGCACAUGUGGCUACCAAUGCACAAGGAAGCCAUUGGAAACAAAAAAGGAAAUUUCUGCCAGAGGAUAUUGGACAAGCACCAAUAGUAAAUGCCCCAGAAGGCGGGAAAGUAGAUUUAGAAGCCUUCAGCCAGUUUACAAAAAUUAUCACACCAGCAAUCACAAGAGUGGUGGAUUUUGCCAAAAAGUUGCCUAUGUUCUGUGAGCUGCCAUGUGAAGACCAGAUCAUCCUUCUGAAAGGCUGCUGCAUGGAGAUCAUGUCCCUCAGAGCCGCAGUUCGCUAUGAUCCUGAGAGUGAGACAUUAACAUUAAAUGGGGAGAUGGCAGUGACAAGGGGCCAGCUGAAAAACGGGGGUCUUGGUGUAGUAUCCGAUGCCAUUUUUGACCUGGGUAUGUCGCUUUCAUCAUUCAACCUUGAUGACACGGAAGUCGCUCUUCUUCAGGCUGUUCUGCUGAUGUCCUCAGAUCGCCCGGGUCUCGUCAGUGUUGAGCGGAUAGAAAAAUGUCAGGAGGGUUUCCUCCUGGCAUUCGAACACUACAUAAAUUAUCGAAAGCACCACAUUGCACACUUUUGGCCAAAACUGCUGAUGAAAGUGACGGAUCUACGAAUGAUCGGAGCCUGCCAUGCUAGCCGCUUCUUGCACAUGAAGGUGGAGUGCCCAACAGAACUCUUUCCCCCUUUGUUCUUGGAAGUCUUUGAGGAUUAAAAAGGCUGGAUCGGUUCUCGGAAUUCCUAUAGCACUACUGGGUGUCAUUUCAUUCCAUUGCCUAGUUCCUUUUUCCUUUUGUCCAUUCUUAAUUUUGUUCCACCUUGUUUUUGUGUGGGGGAUUUUAUUUUUUUAAAUAGGCGUGAAUGAAUAUGUCCCUUCAAUGCGGGUAAUUGUGACUGUUGCAUU